AUGACAAUCUAUACAUCACGGUUGAUUGUUAUUCCUAACUAUGGUAAUCGUCUUCGAUUAAAUUCAUCAUCAAAUUCAUCAUAUAGUUUUCAACAUGAAAUAUUUCGUUCGACUCUUAUUCUUUUACCAAAUUCAAAUCGAAAACGUUUUAUACAAGGUAUUGAAGUUCAAUGUGGAAGUUUUAUGAAUGAUCAAACAUAUAGAAAUAAUAAUCGUUUUGAAUCUAUGUCACCUGUUGGUACAUUAAGUGAUGUAUAUAGUGCUGAUGAAUCAAUUUCUGAAUUUCAUUCAAUAAAAAAAACAUCAAUUAUUGGUCAAUCAUAUUCUGAUGUUCGAUAUCGUCUUUUGGCUAAAUCAAAUUUAUUUUCUUAUCCUUUAAUAGAUGAUACGGAUGUUGACGAUAAUGAUAGUUUUUCUUGUUCAUCUGUAGGAUAUUCUUAUCGUCCUGGAAACUAUCAGAAAAAUUAA
Rotaria sp. Silwood1 is the source of this 468-nucleotide messenger RNA. Lineage: Eukaryota; Metazoa; Rotifera; Eurotatoria; Philodinida; Philodinidae. The record is from the annotation of a GenBank genome assembly.